CAUGCCUGGAGGAGGUUGGGUGGAGUAUUUAAGACGGGGUGUCCCGCUCAUCACUUACUUUUUUCUCGUCGCUCUCUGCGUGCACCUGAACCUCCGGCCGGCCCUCGUCCUCCAGUCAGAAUGUCCUUGCCCAAGUCCGAGAACGCGUCCAGUCUGGAGAACGCCAUGCAGCUCAUGAUCCAGACCUUCCACAAGUAUUCCGGCAACGAAGGCGACAAAUACACGCUGAGCAAGCUCGAGCUCAGGGAGAUGCUCACCACCGAACUGCAAAACUACCUCGGGAACGCCCAAGAUAAGGAGGCAGUGGAUAAAGUUAUGCGUGAACUGGACGCCAACGGGGACGGCGAGGUGGAUUUUACCGAGUUCAUCAUCCUAGUGGGUGCCCUCACUGUGGCAUGCAACGACUUCUUCCUGGAGUUUAACGAAAAGCCCGAAAAGAAGUAGGAGGAAAGAUACACAACAUACACGUAGUGUAAAAAAAUGUCUAAUAGUGAUUUGCGUAGCCGGUGUUGACCUUUUGACAUAAAAUGUCUUUUUUAAAUUCAUGUUUACUUCAGCCUCUUGUUUCUGUUCAUGCAUUUUGUAACACAUUAAAGCUGUGGAAUUUCCCCUGGAAAGAAUAAAUGUGAUCUUUGUUCAGAGCA
Molecule: messenger RNA, 644 nt
Organism: Syngnathus acus (greater pipefish)
Lineage: Eukaryota; Metazoa; Chordata; Actinopteri; Syngnathiformes; Syngnathidae
Product: protein S100-A1-like
Exons: 4
Coding region: 121-444 (107 amino acids)
Molecular function (GO): transition metal ion binding; calcium ion binding
Source: RefSeq, a predicted model, not a curated record